Messenger RNA from Emericellopsis atlantica, 2714 nucleotides. RefSeq lists its product as uncharacterized. Lineage: Eukaryota; Fungi; Ascomycota; Sordariomycetes; Hypocreales; Bionectriaceae. Bases 82 to 2571 code for a protein of 829 amino acids. Gene Ontology annotation, cellular component: nucleus; site of double-strand break. Gene Ontology annotation, biological process: double-strand break repair. The transcript has a single exon. The record is from RefSeq and is a predicted model, not a curated record.
CCGCAUGUUUAGGCACCAGCUGUGAGGUCUACGCGGCCACGAAAGAGAGAGACCAAGGGACGAUGGCGAUGGUUGCCCAGCAUGUCGUAUCCAGUCCACCGCCCAGUAGCUCCGACAACGACAACCUCCUCGAUUGUCGAAUACAUCUGCCUCUACACACACGAUCUUAAGCGCAAAACGAAACGAUGGCAGGAUGGCAAGCUCAAAUUCCACGCCUUCAACAACCGGAUAAUGGUCUACGACGAUCGAGGCGGCAACGUGGGCGACGCACAUUUGUCCUCCUAUCAGACCUUGGACGAGGGGGAGGAAAUCAAUCUCGAUCGAGGCGGGGCCAUUGUGCAGGUCUGUAAAAGGCUCGGGGCGGUGGAAGUUGACCUCGGGGAGCUGGUAGACAAACGAGCCCGCGAGGUCGAGAAGAGGAGGAAAGAAGCUGCGACAAAAGCGCCGGCUGCCUCAAGGGCCCCCCAGCAGACACCGGGGACUGAGCGAUCAAGUGGUGCCAAUGUGCACUUUCAGCUGCUUCAGCGGCCACUGGGCGAGAUUAUGCAAACACCUGGUCGCAUCGGGCGAGCGAAUAUCCCGAAAGAAUCACCGUUUGAGCAGAGACUACAACGCGAGCGAGAGGAAGCGCCGCCGGCGGCAAAGAGGAGGAGGAGAAGCCCGAGUCCACCGAGCAAAUCGAGCCAUGCGAGAUCGCUGUUCGGCACAUCUUUGACGCUUUCGGCACGGCCGGUUAGUACGUGGAGUGGUCGUAGACGCAGCCUUGCGGGCAAGACAAAUAACGAGCCGGUCGAGAUAGAGGAUGACGAGGACGGCAUUGCUGAUGAGGCGCGCGAGAGAUCGCGGCAAAAGGAAGUCCGGAAGCUUAAGGACCAACCAAGCGAACCCCCGGCACCCAUUUCCCGAGAGCAAGGGGCAGCAAAGUCCUCGAAGUCGACCGAAGCGCAGCCACCCACGAAGGUGGUCGACGUUGAUGGCUCUGCGGAGGCGCAUGGCCAAGAUCUUAUACCGAAACCCAGGCGGAAAGCUCCGAAGCUCACACCUGCUAUACCUAAGCCUGCUGCAGAGGAGAAGGAACCCAGCAAGCCUGCAGUCACAGUCAAAGAAAAGCAUCAAGUUGCUGCGGGCCGGAUUGAGGAUCAGUCGGCGGAAGAGCAGCUCGCAAAACCCGAUCCCCAGCCUCGGACUGAGCUUCGCAUCAAGUCGAGGAAAAGAAGAGGCUUGCUCAUGCUUUCUGAUUACAACGAUAAUGCAAAGCCCCACGAUCAUCCCAUAGACGAGGUCAAGGCCAAGACUCGUCCAUCAGAGGUUAGAGAUACCAACGCCUCACUGAAGACAGCUUCCAAAUCGAAUGAGGGCAUAGAGGUCGAGGGGGUUGAGAAUAUUGAGGCAGCUGAAGAACUGCCCGCUGAUCACCAUACAGUAGACGUGGACGCCGUUGUCGAUUCCGGCGACGCUGCAAGUCACUCAUCCAAUAAGAUAAGGGAGGCCACGCCUGACGAAAAUCAUGGCGGCUUUGAGCAGUGGCUAUCUAAGGCGCAGUCUGCAGAAGCCGAGGAAGAAUCUGAUGGAGAUCAGGGACUCUCUUUCAGCCACAAGCCGAUUGACAGAGACGUCACAGUGUCGCCCGUGAGAACGCCCACAGAACCCCAAGCUGGAUCACCCCUACUUGUCCAGGCGCCCGACCCUGAGCCUCGGUCCCCGAACCACAAGACUCGCAAUGAUACCAGCAAAGACUGGCCAGCCAAGCGCAGAAAUCCAUACAGCAUGGUGAGCGAGAGCGAAACCGACGCGCCAACUACGCGCAAGCGGCCACAGCGCUCAAAAACCAAAGUCACAGCCGAAGAAAGCAAGGCCAAGCCCUCUGACUUGCCGAGUGACGACUCCCAGACUGAGGAUGACUGGGUGGGUCCGCCCCCUGCGCCUUUGCGAAGCAAACAAUCGCGACCCAAGGAAGUCACACGAGGCAGCACAACGACGACCAAAGUCCGCGUCUCUCGCGUGAGCAAAAGCUCAAAAAGCAAGGAGCUCAUUGGUUUCAAGUUGCCGGACAACUUGCACUCAAUCCCGGAUGCCUUGGCUUGUGCAGCUACCCGGAUAGGAUGCACCUCGAAGCAAACGAGUGUGCCACACAGCUUCAGUACGGCAGCAGACGCCCUCGCGGCAAAGGACACUGGCAAGGACCAGCCGGCUGCCGAUUCUCAUGGUGACGAUUCUAUUGAUGCUGCCGAUGGUGUCUCGGGCGACGACCCACCAAAGGCUGCAGGCACACUUCGUCUCGCUAAUCCUGCGACGCGUGGUCGGAAAGCGGCCACGAAGAACGAUGCGGUGGGCAGACCACCCCAGGUGCUGGUGCCUUAUGAGCCCGUUGUCGCGGGUCCGCCGCCACGGUUACAAAGAGCUGCGAGGCCACCAGUGACCAAGAUGAACACAGAAGCCGUGGCGUCUUCCACCUCCAAGACGAUAGCUGGCGAAAGGCCAGGAUUUUCGAAAGCGAAUGGCGGAGCCUGGAGCCAUCAUGCCACGGACUUGCUAGGCAUGGAGCGGCCAAAGGGUAGACAACGUGCAUGAAUGAGAUGAGAUAUGAAACACUAUUUGCUCGAAUAGUCUGUGUGUGUUUUGCAUGCGUGUGGGCGCAAUGAAUUUGUGGUGGUGCUGAGUUCAUUUCAAGCAUAUGCGUUCCGUCCAAGUCGUGGACAUCCGACACAAAUGAG